GAUCAGCUGCUGGUGAGAGCUUCAUUUGUCUGCUCAAAGCUUUGCAAUAGUUAUCAUGCAACUGAGACGUGUGGAAGCUGCAGUCAUACUCGUGAUUAUUGUUCCUCAGAUUUCAUCUCUGGCUUCUGACUGUUUGGCUGCUGUGGAAACCUGCAUGUCAGAUUUGUGCAAGAGUGAACAGGCAUUUUACGGUGGCAUCUGUGAGGAUGGAGGAUGCCAAAUAACAGGCUCAGAGGUCUGUAACAUUACCAUCCCAGCCAUACUGUACCAAUUUCCUUCCCUGCGAGGGUGCGUGUGUGCCUGGGAGGGGGAGCUUUGUGACUCUAUGCAAGUACUGGCCACACAAUGCCACCAGAAGCCAGCAGUUCAGCUGAAGAGGAGUGCAGUAAUGGAUUGGCAGUCAAGCGGUUUAUUAAAUUAUGAAUAUGAUAGCGCCGGAUCCUGUGUGGACCAAGUUGGGGUUUGUGUCAGUGAUUCAGUUUGCAACAGGUACCUUGCACCUGUGCUCCAAGCAUGUAAGUCAGAGCAUUGCAACAGCAAACACUGUCAGCGAGUGACUCAACAGUUCUAUGGGAACAUGCCGCAAAAAGUCGCGGAGAUGCUGGUCAUGUGCGAGUGUGACGCUUUGGAUCAGAACUGUCUGCAUAUAAAAACUGGUUUACACAGUGGCGCGUGUGGCGACGACACCUGGAUCUGCCAGCAUGUGCUUAACCAGUGCACUGAGGACAGUAACUGCAGAGGCUUAUUAAAAAGUUUCCAAGUCAACUGUUGGAGUGCUGAAGAAACCCAGUGCAUUGACAGUGACCUCCCAAGAGAUGAAUGUUUCACCCAGAUGGAUCCGGAGCUCAUUCUUGGCGCCGACUCUGAAUGUAAAAAGGCCUUUUUGGCUACUUUAGGAACAGUGCUUCACCAUCCUUGUACAUGUGAAGGACUCUACAAUGAUGAUCUGCUGACAUGCAGUAUGAUUCACAAUGCACUUCAUAACAGAUCACGCUUCGUAACAUCUUCAAAAAGCAUCAAUCAGCCCUCUAAACCUCCUCAGAGCAAUGAAUCCGAACAUGUUUAUGCAUGGUCACAAGAUUAUCUUCUGUAUGCUUUUGCAACCAUCCUGCUUGCUGGUGUUGUCAUAUUGAUGCCUCUGAUUAUUGUCAGUAAAAAAUGGAUGUCAAAAAGGAGAGAUAAAACAAAAUAUGACCAUCCACAGAAAAUCAAUUGUGUUGUUGUUCUCUGAUAUUUAUUCCUAUUUCCAUUUAAUUAAAUAACUGACAUUUUCUUUCUUUUUUUAAACUCAAAAAGAUUGCAGAUGAGUCUGAGUUUGCUGCAUACGCCACCAUCUCAUUUUUCAUCACUUCAAUAGGUUUUCUUUGCAGUGAGCUUUAUAAAAAAAACAAUGACAUUAAAUGAAAUGAGUACUUUCUGUAACCAUUUUUUGUCGUCUCCAAGGCCCACUUCAUUUUUCAAGGUAUUUGGCAGGUGAUUGAUGAGUUUGACGCGAGGGCUCUGUGGGAGUCACACAAUCUGUUCAAGGACUCUUUGUUCUUCUCACUGUAGUUCAGUAACUCUCUGGAACUCUGGCUGCAUGCUUGGAGUAAUUGUCAUACUGCCUAAUGGUGUUUACUUUAUUAAUAAGAAUCUAAAAAGUGUCUAAAGCUGUUGCACAAUCUUGCUUAUUGCAAUGAAACAUAGUUAUUGCAGCAUUGUGAGCUACUGUAUGAUUGUUUUUGUUUCUUGUCGUGCAUCCUUGUUCUUUGUAACCGAUGUCA
Molecule: messenger RNA, 1763 nt
Organism: Archocentrus centrarchus (flier cichlid)
Lineage: Eukaryota; Metazoa; Chordata; Actinopteri; Cichliformes; Cichlidae
Gene: gfral
Product: GDNF family receptor alpha like
Exons: 9
Coding region: 56-1231 (391 amino acids)
Biological process (GO): nervous system development
Cellular component (GO): external side of plasma membrane; signaling receptor complex
Molecular function (GO): signaling receptor activity
Source: RefSeq, a predicted model, not a curated record